UUAGCUGAUGGUAUGACAUUUGUUUGAUUUUCUUUUUUAUUUCAACUUUUCAUUUCUGUUCCAGAAAUGCACCGAAUAUGCUCACUCUUCGAUGUUCCAUGUUUGAGCAGGAACAAAAAAUCUUUCUACAUGGUGGACUUGCAGCUAGAGAGAAAUGAACAGACAAGGCUCCAUACACAUAACUGUAUGCCAGAUUGCAUCAGUAUAGAGUAUCCUGUACAGGAUUAUGGAGUAAAACUGCAGGGGGAAAUUACAAAAAGCAACAGUCCACUAGUGAGAAAAUAUGGCAUAAAAAAUCACACACUUUUUCAUGUGUACUAUGGGAAUUUCAUGGCCACUAAAUACAGAAAGAAAGUUGUCGACAGACUAACUAUAUUGCUGGGUUUCAGUGGUGGCUUACUGAGUCUGUUUACGGGCUUUAGUUUCAUGGCAGGUUUUGAGGUCAUUUACAUCUUCACAUUGCAACUUAUGUACGUAGGUCAUCCACCAGACAUGAAAGACAACAGAACUGCUACUUUCCAAUGUAGAAGAAACCUAAACAAGAAAUAAAUGGAAAAAACAAAAGUAAAGACAACUGCAACUGGACAUCAAAUUUGUUAAUCUUUGAACUUUGAUCCAUAUAUUGUUAUUUUAAAAAUGUGGUUUGAAGUAUUAAUAUCCAGAAACUGAAAAUUUUUACAAUGUUAUAAACAACAGUUCCACAGAAUAUUUAAAACAU
Molecule: messenger RNA, 718 nt
Organism: Schistocerca nitens (vagrant locust)
Lineage: Eukaryota; Metazoa; Arthropoda; Insecta; Orthoptera; Acrididae
Exons: 4
Coding region: 67-549 (160 amino acids)
Biological process (GO): sodium ion transport
Cellular component (GO): membrane
Molecular function (GO): sodium channel activity
Source: RefSeq, a predicted model, not a curated record